Molecule: messenger RNA, 1578 nt
Organism: Auxenochlorella protothecoides
Lineage: Eukaryota; Viridiplantae; Chlorophyta; Trebouxiophyceae; Chlorellales; Chlorellaceae
Exons: 5
Coding region: 1-1578 (525 amino acids)
Source: RefSeq, a predicted model, not a curated record
AUGAGUCGCCUGUUGAGUUUCUUCAACCUUCGGAAAGCCAGCAGGCCAAACCGCGAGGGUUCUCGGAACGGCAGCAGCCACCACGGGAGGCACCUGUCCGAGACAGACACGUCCUGCCACUCGGCCGGGGCUGUGUUUGACAUCGACCUGUCCUACCGGGGCGGGGGCUACGACCAUGCCUGGACGCACACCAGCAUGCUGCUGCAGCAAGGCAUCCCCCUGGAGCUGAGCAAGGCCGAGAUCGAGGCCCUGCCCACCACCGCCAGCGCCCUCGUGGUGCAUGCGGUGCGCCAGCUCAUCAGGCCCAGCACCCACUUUGAGGCCGCGCUGCUGGAGGACGUCAUCGCGGUGCGGACCAGCCUGGCCCUCUGCACCGGCGGCGUGGACCUGACGGAGUUCUGCGAGGAGCUGCGGGCCCUGGGCUACCUGGCCCGCUUCUCGCUGGGGCACCCGCCGCCGGCCUACUCCGCGCUGCUGGACAGCAUGCCCGCGGAGUUCGUGGGGCCGCCGGAGCGGCUGCAGGCCCUGGUGCGCCUGCUGUGCAGCGAGAUUGCCGGCGCGUUUGCCGUGCAGGGCCAGCCCCUGCCGCCCUGGAGGACCCUGCGCUCCAUGCUGGGCAAGUGGUUUGACCUGGGCGCGCCCGGGCCCGGCGCCCGGCACUCGCCCGGCGCGGCGCCGGGGGCUGGCGAGGUGCCUGCGGGGGCCGAGAUGGCGCUGGAGGCGGGUGGGAGGGUGAGGGCUGCGGAGGGGACGGGCCAAGCGGGCCCGCCGAGCCAAGGCCCGGACCCCAGGAGCAGUUGCGCCGGCGAACACCCAGGCGUGGAGGCCCCCGACCUGCAGACCGCGUUCAGCACGCGGCCGAGCCGGGAGAGCGAGUCCACCGCGUCCUGGGCCUCGCCGCGCACCUCCACCGGCCUGACGGAAGGCGGGAGCGGGUCCUGCAGCGGCAUGGCGGGGGGCAUGAGCGGGCUGCUGGAGGGCACCUUUGUCGGCAGCGACGGCGUGGGGCGGUCGACGCGCGGCGGCGCGCCGCCCGCCGCGCCCGCCGCCCUCCGCGCACCGCCGGAUGAGGACCGGUCCAACAAGCCCCGCCGCCGCGCGGCGCAGCAGCAGCUGGCCGCGCUUGCGAGCCGGACCUCACCGGGGGGCGGCGCGGCGGGGAGCAGCGCCGCCGCGGGGCCCGACCGCGCGGACGACGGCGCGGUGGCCUGGGCGCCGGCUCGCGGCGAGGCCGUCGCCGGUGCUGCCGUCUGGGACGCAUGCGUGCGGGACGGGGCGGCGGCGGUGGUGCAGGCUGCCCCCGGCGACGCCGGCGAAACCGCCCGCCUGCGCAGGUGCCGCCCCGCGCAGCGCACGAGCGGCGGCGCGAUACCCGCCGGGGCCUUGCCCGGUGCGCUGGGCAAGGCCAGCGCCCAGCCGGCCCGCAUCGAGGCCUGGCCGGCCGCGGCAGCCGACCAGGCCGCUGCGCCGGACUCCCCGCUGGCGCCGCUGGGCGCUUCGCCCACACCCAGUGUGAGGAGAACGGGCCCGGUGGACAGCCAGGGGCACGUCACCACACCCCAAGCCGGCCGGAGGUGA